GGCGGGUCCCACCCUCCACUUCCCAAGUCCCCAGUCCAGCAGUCCACUCCACCCUGCCUCGCCGCCGUUGAGCUAGAGCUUCCUCUCCCUCACCGUCGCCGCCCCGGGCCCCCGGCUGCCGCCCGUUUCCAUGGAGUGGGGUGGCAGUGGCACUGGCAUUGGCAUUGGCGGCAGCCCGCUGGCCCAACCCCAACCGCCUCCCGCCAAGGACGUCGACGAGGCGGCGCUGGCGCUCACCAAGCGCGCGCGCAAGAGGAGCAGGUACCUCUCCCCUCCCUACACCGACAGGGAUGUCCAGGAGGAGGAGGUCGCCGGGGAGGAGCCGCCGCCUGAUGCCUCCGCCGCGGAGGCGCUGUCCGCUGUCCUAGCCGCUGCGCUCCGGCACGGGCAGGCGGUGGAUCCGGCGGCCCUCCGCUUCCUGGCCCUGUACAGGAGGAACAGGAACAGGGCCGCCACCGCGACCUUCGACACUCACCCCGGUUGCCGUGCCGCCGCCGGCGGCGGUGGUAGCAGCAGCAAGCCCCCAUUCCCUGCUCCUGCUGCUACUGUUGGUGGCGGCCACACGGUGGUCAACCCCAGUGCAGGCCCUGCCAUUAGGCCUGGCGAUGGAUCCCCAGCCCCAGCCAAGAAGAAGAAUCCCCAAGAUAAUCCUCCUGCUGAUGGACAGAUUUGGGCGCGCAAAUCGGCCGCCGGUUUUGCUGCCAAUGCAUCAAACGGUCUCGCUAAUCCUACUCCCCCACCGAAGAGGAAGAAGAAGUACAGGAACCGGAUGAGGGGCGCCGCCGGGCACGAGCAGCAGCACUCGGGGAACCCCGCGGCACUCGUCCUCGACUUCGCGGCGGGGGCUCCUCUGCCCUCCAAGGAGGACCUCGUCUCCGCGUUCCGCGGGUUCGGCGCCGUGAUCGACUGCGAGACCGCCAUUGCCCAGGACAAGCGCAGCGCGCGCGUGGCGUUCGCCACCAGGGCUGAGGCGGAGGCCGCCUUCAGCUGCGCGGGAGCUCUCGGCGCGUUCGGGCCGCCGGACGCGGUGCCAAGCCUCCAGGACCUCCCUCCCGCCGUCCGCGGCGCGCCGCCGCCCGUGCCAAGGCUCCCGCUCACGUACAUCAGGAGUAACCUCGAGAAGAUGAUCGCGUCCUCGUCGUUCAGGGCGGCCAACUCGCCUGAAGAGGCAGCGCCGGCCAUGGGCAACCUAGUGGGGGAAAUGCAAGGUCUUCUGGCCAAGGUUGACAAGAUGCUGCAGGGUCGUUCUGCUGCAGCUCUUCACCAUUAGGCUCAGUGUUUCUUUCUAGCAGCUGAUCGUCAGUCUUCUGUAGUUGUAGCGUAGAUCCUGCGAUCCAUUUCAGCAGCUGUAGUCCAAGUCCAAGCCGUCAUCUCAUUUAGUCGUGUAAAUGGUAGACCUGCUGCAUGCAUCGCUGCUCCAUUUAGUGGUAAUUUGUACUGGACUCUGCUAGUUAUAUCGUUAUCAUCCCCUUUGCUUUUAAAAUAUUGUGCUGGUGCGGUUCAUUAACCUGUCUUCUCAAUAAAAUAACCUGUCUUCUAAAAAAAAGUUAAUUAGCCUGCAGCUGCAAUCCUA
Messenger RNA from Panicum virgatum (switchgrass), 1573 nucleotides. RefSeq lists its product as uncharacterized. The record is from RefSeq and is a predicted model, not a curated record. Gene Ontology annotation, molecular function: nucleic acid binding. The transcript has a single exon. Bases 131 to 1270 code for a protein of 379 amino acids. Lineage: Eukaryota; Viridiplantae; Streptophyta; Magnoliopsida; Poales; Poaceae.